Messenger RNA from Bactrocera oleae (olive fruit fly), 933 nucleotides. RefSeq names its product venom allergen-1. The record is from RefSeq and is a predicted model, not a curated record. NCBI's taxonomy places the organism in Eukaryota, Metazoa, Arthropoda, Insecta, Diptera, Tephritidae.
AUAGUCAAUUAUUACAUAGCCGAUAAACACACCAUAGAAUACAAAAAGGAGUCUCAAUUAUUGUCUCAGAAUGGAAAUGAAGUUGCUGUUAGUCGCCUUCUUCCUCACGGCGCUACAAAUCGUAAAUGCUCAAAAUUACUGUAAUUCGUCCUAUUGUGGAUCCAGCACGCAUAUUGCUUGCAACAACAAUGGGACAUUCGCAGGGUCUUGCCUAAGUCCAGCCUUGAUCAAUUUUACACAGACGCAGAGGAAUGCGAUCGUCAAUUCGCAUAAUGCCAGACGUAAUACCGUGGCUGCCGGCAAUACAGCACUAAGCCCAGCCUGUCGCAUGGCCACCAUGCAGUGGGACAACGAAUUGGCCACGCUGGCGGCGUUAAAUGUCAGACAAUGUCAAUUGAGGCAUGAUGCCUGUCACAAUACAGAUGCUUUCCAGUUUUCCGGUCAAAAUUUGGCGUGGAUAACUUUCUUAAACACGGCGAAUGUUACGAGCUUGUCUUUACAAUCAAUUAAUAUGUGGUAUAGUGAGAUCAAUAACACAAAUAUGGCGUAUAUAAAUUCGUAUCCGAAUAAUUAUCAAGGACCCGCAAUUGGUCAUUUCACCGUUAUGGUAGCAGAUCGUAAUAUUCGCUUAGGCUGCGCUGCUUCUACCUACAACGUAUCCGGUCAACAAUAUAGAGCAUUCUUAUUCGCCUGUAAUUAUGCAACAACAAAUAUGAUAACCUUACCAAUUUAUAGGAAUUGUUCGGUAGCAGCUUCAAAUUGCACGACUGGCACAAAUCCGUCAUACAGUAGUCUUUGUUCGGCCUCGGAAGCGUAUGAUGUUAAUACAUUUGCUUAAAAGUGUGUAAUUCUAAAUGGAAUUCAAGUUUUGUAAUGUUUGAAAAGUCAAUAAAUUAAGACUAACAUAUAAUUAAUACACAUGGAUAAGGAGAA